Molecule: messenger RNA, 1561 nt
Organism: Lutzomyia longipalpis
Lineage: Eukaryota; Metazoa; Arthropoda; Insecta; Diptera; Psychodidae
Product: tetraspanin-9
Exons: 5
Coding region: 508-1251 (247 amino acids)
Cellular component (GO): membrane
Source: RefSeq, a predicted model, not a curated record
AAGUGGUACACAUUUCAAUUUUAUUCAUCCAAAAUCAUUACAAACGUUUCUUAUACAAAAGCUAGCGCAAAUUGUGUGUUAAUUCAAGACAAAAUUUAACAAUAAAAUAUUCGGUUCUCUAUUUUCAUUUUAAAAAAUCCUUUUUUUCGGCUCAAACAAAUGUGAUUCAAAAAAAAAAAAAAAACUUUUUUUGCUCAUCGCGAACUUUUGAAACUGGUUUUGUUUCCACCAGAGUUAAAUUAUAAAGGCGUUGACGCGCACUCACUUUAUAAAUUCAACCGCGAUCGUAAAAGACUUUUUAGUAAAUAAUGUACAAGGGAAAUCUAAAAAUACAAACGAUUGGAUUUUUUAUUGAACAUAAGAUCACCUCCAUAUCCUGUACAUAGUGUUUUAUUUAAUGAUAAAAGAAAACAAAAAGAAAUGUGGACAGAAUUUUCUGAAACAUGCAUCCGACGAUUACUCAUUUUUUUUGGCCAUGAACAAAAUAUUUAGGCAGCAGUGUUCAAAAUGGAAGGAGUGUGUAGUAACAAAAGCAAUAAAAUGGGGUCUGGCGGGAGGAUGGAUAGUUGUGGACAGUGCAUGAAAUAUAGCAUGUUCGGUGUCAAUUUUCUCAUAUUUUUGGGAGGUGCCAUAGUUUUCGGUUUGGGACUCUGGACAUUGAUUGACCAAAAUUUUGCCAGUGAACUUUUUGGCACAAAUUUAUUUACCGGCGCUGUAUGGGUUCUUGUUAUAACAGCUGGAAUCACCUGCAUUCUUUCGUUCUUUGGCUGCAUGGGUGCCGCCAAGGAAGUCAAGUGUAUGCUACUCACAUACUUCAUUAUACUCUUCCUCAUCUUUGUGACAAUGCUCAUUGGUGGCAUUUUGGGAUACGUCUUCCGCGAAAAGGUAGUGCAAACAAUGCGGCAGGAAAUGCACUCUUCACUCCGGCUUUACGGCAACCGGAAAACUGUAACAGAUGCAUGGGACCACACUCAACGUCGUCUUCGUUGUUGCGGCGUAGAAUUCUAUCGCGACUGGACACUUCACGGUCGCAUUCCUGAAUCUUGCUGCCAAGAGACAUUCGGGGGGCAGAGAAAACCAUGUGUUGAGUCACCAACACCGGCUAAUAUCUAUAACAAGGGUUGCUACAAUGUCACAGCAACAUUCAUUCAAGAUCACGCAGCGAUUGUUGGUGGAGCUGGAAUUGGUGUAGCAAUUCUCAUGAUAUUUGGUAUGAUAUUUUCGUGUGCCCUAUUUAAAAUGAUAGAGUGACACGAAAAUGGACUCCACCAUUUGUUCAUCUUCAAAAUUCGGAUAUAAUUCGAUGCGGAAAAUUCAUCAAAAUUUUAUCUUUUUUGAUUAUUCUCACUUAAUUAAUCCCUCCAAUUUAGCAAAAAAAAUGAAAAUAUAUAAAUUUCGAAUCUUAUACACACUUUAAUUUUAAAAAAAGCAUAUUCUCUUUGAUAUCAAAACCGUCGUAUUAAGAUAUUUUUUAAGAAUAACAAAAUGUGAAUAAAUGUAAUCUCAUUUUGUAAGUGAACCUCCUGAAAAAGAGAAAUAAAAAUUCUAUGAUAUAAUAAAA